This is a messenger RNA of Naumovozyma castellii, 1212 nucleotides long. RefSeq names its product Miy3p (gene MIY3). The transcript has a single exon. The record is from RefSeq and is a predicted model, not a curated record. NCBI's taxonomy places the organism in Eukaryota, Fungi, Ascomycota, Saccharomycetes, Saccharomycetales, Saccharomycetaceae. Bases 1 to 1212 code for a protein of 403 amino acids.
AUGAGUCAAGGAUUUCAAACUAAAACGGUAGACAUUAACGGUACCCAGCACAAGAUUCUGCUAGAAAAUGAACAGGGUCCCACCGCACUAGUGGCACUUACAAACGUCCUCUUAUUGUCUCCUGGACUACAACAAACGGCAUAUGAAUUAAUUCAAUUGGUGAAUAAUGCAAGCAAUAAUUUUGUCUCCUGGAACGAGUUGCUACAAGUGUUGAGUCGAGUCGGACUACAGAACCAUAAUUAUGUCUCCAAUUUGAAUAACGAACAAUUGGUUCAAUAUUUACCACAAUUGCAAUCAGGAUUAAAUGUGAACCCAGGCUUUAAUGGGUCCUUUGAAGAUGGCAUUGAGAUGUCUUUGUUUAGAUUGUUCAAUGUCGGGAUUGUCCAUGGGUGGAUUAUAGACGGGGAUAAUGACCCUGUUGCAUAUGAUCAUGUGGCAAGAUAUACUUAUGAGAGUGCUCAGAGACUUUUAGUACAAUCAUAUGAUAUUAAGAAAAAUAAUUUACAAGUGGAUAAUAAGGAUCUUAUCCUGGAGGAUGCUAAUUAUAUUAAAUCUUUCCUAGCCAGAUCUGCAACUCAAUUGACUGAGUAUGGGUUGAAACAUUUAAAGGAAAUUUUGGUGGAGAGAGGAUUUGCCGUAUUGUUCAGAAACGAAGUGUAUGUGACACUUUAUAAGAAUAAUGGUCAAUUGUACACAUUGGUGACGGAUUUACAGCAUAGGAAUGAUACUGAUAUUAUUUGGCAAUCAUUGAAAUCUGUUAAUGGUACUCAAGACAGUUAUUAUACAGGGAAUUUCAUUUCGACAAGUUUAGAAAGGACUAAUGGGUAUGGUCCACCACAAGCUGCCGCAUUGCAAAACCCUCAAAUUGAAAGUGUAGUUUCCAAUCCAUUUAGUGAUCAAAAUCAAACUUCCAGACAGAGGACACAACCCGUGGAGACCUUCCAUGAAGAUACAAGAGGGCAACAAUUGGAAACAGAUGAGGAAUUGGCUAGAAGAUUACAAGACGAGGAAGAUAGUCGUGCAGCUGAUAAUAUGCAAGGAAGUUACAACGUUGCCGCAGCUAGAGCAAGAAGACAAACUAAUGAGAAUGCAACGCAGCAGAAGAAGAAGAAAAAGGGAGGUCUGUUUUCAAUGAAACCAGGUAAAAAGAGGUUGCAAAAGAGAAAGGAAAAGGGUAAGAGUGAGGACCCCAAGGAUUGCAUUAUCAUGUGA